AUGAAAGUCAUUAUAUUUGCUGAAAGAGUAGCCAAUCUUCGAGACUCACAGCAUUUGCAGAUGAUGGAGGUGCAUCGACAUUGUGGGGCAUUUGCAGUGGUGCUCACCAUUAUCAUCCUUGCCUCUCAACCGACUGAAACGGCAGCAAAGUUGAAAAUAGGAAAGGAAAAAAUAAGCAAGUUGCAAUUCUAUUUCCAUGAGAGAGUUUCGGGACAGAACGUGACGGCCGUGGAGGUAGCGCGCGCUCCAUCGACCAAUACUUCGCGCACUUACUUCGGAUCAGUUGUGGUGAUUGACGACAAUUUGACGGAAGGUCCUGAUCCCACCUCCAAAUUGUUGGGCAGAGCUCAGGGUCUGUACGCCCUGUCCAGUCAAGAGGAUCUUCAACUCGUAAUGGCGGUCACCUACGUUUUUCAGAGUGGAAAAUUUAAUGGAAGCACACUCGCCGUGGUGGCCCACAGCCCUGUGUUUGUCAAGGUUAGGGAGAUACCAAUUGUGGGAGGAAGUGGGAAAUUCAGGCUGGGUCGAGGAUAUGCUCUAGCCCGUACACAUUCCUUCGACCCCAACAUGGGAAAUGCAAUCGUCCAUUAUAAUCUCACUGUGCUUCAUUACUAG
Cryptomeria japonica (Japanese cedar) is the source of this 615-nucleotide messenger RNA. Its product is annotated as dirigent protein 22-like. The transcript has a single exon. The record is from RefSeq and is a predicted model, not a curated record. NCBI's taxonomy places the organism in Eukaryota, Viridiplantae, Streptophyta, Pinopsida, Cupressales, Cupressaceae. The coding region runs from base 1 to 615 and encodes 204 amino acids.